Messenger RNA from Dermatophagoides farinae (American house dust mite), 494 nucleotides. It is a transcript of the gene Ccdc56, whose product is annotated as Coiled-coil domain containing 56. Lineage: Eukaryota; Metazoa; Arthropoda; Arachnida; Sarcoptiformes; Pyroglyphidae. Gene Ontology annotation, cellular component: mitochondrial inner membrane. Gene Ontology annotation, biological process: mitochondrial respiratory chain complex IV assembly. The record is from RefSeq and is a predicted model, not a curated record.
AUGGCGCCAUAAUGAUUAUUCGGGUUAUUCGUAAACAUCUUGACCGUCAUUUCAUCACAUGUGAUUUGAAUAUUAUUUUGUUAUUUGUUAUAUCAUCGAAAUUUUAUUGUUAACCAGAAAAAAAUGUCCAAUAAUCAACAAUCAUCAAAAAUGAAAAACGAACCACCGAUUGAUGAAUUACAGCAAACCUUCAUACGUAAAGCACAAAUGAUGCAACAACAAAAACUAGGCAAAGUGAAUGCUAUUCGAAUGCGAAAUCGUUUAUCCGGUGCAUUUAUGGCUGCCGUUGUUGGUUCUAUUUAUUUAUAUACGAUAAUGACCGUAAAACAGGAAAAAUUUCUCGAUGAACUUGAGGAACCGACCGAUAAUGUUAAAAAAUAAUUCAACAAGAAAUUCGAUUCGACCUGUAUAAUUUCCUUAAUAAUUAGCUUUGUUUAUUUGUAACUUUUUCAAAGAAAAAAAUCAAUAAUGUAUAAAAAAACGACAUUUUUUUA